Messenger RNA from Haliotis rubra (blacklip abalone), 1256 nucleotides. RefSeq lists its product as uncharacterized. NCBI's taxonomy places the organism in Eukaryota, Metazoa, Mollusca, Gastropoda, Lepetellida, Haliotidae. Gene Ontology annotation, biological process: cell-matrix adhesion. Gene Ontology annotation, cellular component: lysosome; extracellular region. The coding region runs from base 3 to 674 and encodes 223 amino acids. The transcript has 6 exons. Gene Ontology annotation, molecular function: calcium ion binding. The record is from RefSeq and is a predicted model, not a curated record.
UGAUGUUGGGGUACAUAGUCCUGCUGUCCGUGCUGUCCACGUGUGUGGGAGCGGCAAAUAUCUGCUGUGCUCCUGAUAAGUGGUUCGCCCACAAAUUCACCGCUGGCCUUCUCAUGAAAACAAUAGAGGGGGUGAAUGUUCCCAUCUCCGAUGACGGGAAUUCUGAAGAAUACUUUGAUUCCGUCAGUGAAAGGUCGGUUACUGUGGGCAACUACAGCCUCGACGACACCGCAGGGGAAUCUAAAACCAUAUCCGACCACAAGGCGAAUCGGCGUUAUAAGAUCGAUCUCAAGAAGAAAACAUGCACAGUCGAAACGUUUACCGAUCCAUUUGAGAAGUUCUGUGUGACAGAUCAAUUCACAAAAGUGUAUGAAUAUGUUCUUGGAUUCGGAAGUAACACCCUGUCAUCAACAGCUUACAAAGCAGAGAAAAGCGGAGUUGUAGAAGUCGUUCAAGUCUCGAAAGAGUGCAUUCCUGUACAAGCAUACACAGUUGGUAAAGACGAAAACUACUUCCUGGAGACAGUUGGCUAUACAACCUUCGGUUCAGACUUCGAGGACUCUGUCUUUGAUGUCCCCGAUUACUGCCCAAAGUGUUCAGAGGCCACGGAAAAACAUGAGACUCUCUCUUUUCAAGAGAUCCCUCUCCCGUGGAGAAGAUUUGUCAAACUGUAACAAGAACCCCUCCGGAUGCCACCACAGAAAUGAAUGCUCAGCGGGUUUUUUUAUCUCAUGAAACGAGAAUUUAAGGAAGAACAAAACAAUGUGUCAUCUCACAAUAUCUGCUGUAAUUCUUUCUUCCUGAUUGCGUACAGGGAAUCCUUAAAACGUAUGAAUCGCUGUAAAUCUUAGGUCGAAAGAAAUAUCUAUAUCCCUACGUUGAUCAGCUCACAAAGAGUGAUAUUAGUUUUACGAUGCUUUGAGCAAUAUUCAAGCAAUAUCACGGUUAGGGACACCAGAAAUAGACAUCACACAUUGCACCUAUGUGUUGAAUCGAACGUCUUCGGCGUGACGAGCGAACGCUUUAACCACUAGGCCACCACACCGACCCUGCUGGAAGUGACGCAGGACCCGGGUUGUUUGGUCUUGUUAUAAUGGUCGAGGAGCAACGCAGAUCAACAGGUAUUAUUCUGAUCUCGUAUAUUAUCCCUAAUCGGUUAACACAAAUGCAUUAGUGCUUGUGCAGCUAGGGUCGCUGGGGUGGCCUAGCGGUUAAAGCGUCUGCUCGUCACGCCGAAGACCCGAGUUCGAUUCCCA